CCACUUUGCGUGAUGAUCUGGCCUGGCGGCAACAAAGAAGUCUCAAUGAACGCGAUCUGUUAAGUGUCAGCAGUUCGUAUGGCCCUGACUAUCGUUUGACGAGCAGCAAUCGUUUGUAUUCGUCGGCAGAUCGAGAUCGUUACGAAUUGCAUCGUGAAAGACUGGAAAAAUAUCCUUUAACGCGCACGGCACGUUUAGACGUCCAACAACGGAACACAUUUAAUCGCACAAAUCACGAUCGGUCGUCGACAGCAGCGGCGGCGGCGGCCUCUUCGCUUUACGGUCCCUUGGGACCCAGUAGUAAAAUACGAGAUAUCGGCUCAGACAUACUGUAUGGGGGAGUGAGCGCCAGGCGAGCACCACCCUUGGCUGCGGCGGCCCAACGUAGUAGCGCCGCCAGCAGCUAUUUGCACAAACAACAACAACAACACCCACAAAUUGUGAUCGGCGAUACGCCAUUAAGCGCUAAGACAUCGGCCACAUCCUCAGCAUCACUGUAUGAACGUUAUAUGGGUAGUAGUAGUAGUGGAACCAGUGGUGUUGGCGGCACAGCCAUGACAUCUUCUUUAAGCACAACUGAUGGGGCCACACGUAGUUUAAGUCGCGAUCGUAGUCUAGUCGAUAGCUAUUGGGAUGAAUCUGCAGCUACGCCAAGCUCUGUAUUGUCGUCGAAUAAAGCUCAGGACUCCCGACGCUUUACAGAGCGUAGAAUAAAGAAGACGGUACGCUUUGAUUCGCAUGACAUUGACAAUACGGCAUCGGGCGCCGACACGGGACUGCAUGUCGGCAGCACCACUUUGCCACCGGUGACCACAAUACUACCCUCAACGGCGGUUGAGGUGGGUGCGGCCACCAUUUUGACCAGUGCUAAAUUGCACAAUGCCCAACACUCCAUGUCUUCUUCUGCUUCCUCUGCUACAAACACUGCCACAAAUCUGCUAAACGAUACAACAACAGCAGCAUCAGCUUCCACAAAUGCCAAUCACUGGUCCCGCUGGGACAACGAGCGACAAGGUAGUCAGGAUUCGGCCACAAAAGAUUCGGGCAUCGAUACCAGCAGUACCUUUACCAGUAGUGAAGAUUCGAAUCGUGGUGAUGGUCCUAAGCAACCGGUGAAUUGGCAAAUAUCGGCGGAUAAUGCUCGCAUGAUUGGUCAUAUGAUAUUAAGAAAAUACUAUGAUGGCGAAGAUAUUUUAGGCUUAAAAGUUCUGGGUGGCCAACCUUUACCAUAUGCUAAUAAUAGUCAAGCCGUUGGCGUUGCUGGUGGUAAUAAUGGAGAUGGUGUUGGCGGUGGUGCUGCUGCGGCUGUAAAUUAUGGUGCCAUUGUGGAGAAAGUUAAACGUGGCUCGGUGGCCGAUACUGAGGGUCAUAUACAACCAGGCGAUGAAAUUGUCAAAUGGAAUGGCCAUAUUUUACAAAAUAAAACCGCCGACGAAGUCUAUGAUAUUAUUGAUGAAAGCCGUUUGGAUGCCCAAGUUGAAUUGGUGGUCUCACGGCCCAUUAAUGCUUCCACAUCGUCAGCGUCAACAACAGCGGCCGCCUCGGCCAUCGGCGGCAAUCUGUCCUCCAAUUCAGUGCCAAAUUCGAUUAAUGCAACGACGGUCUCGUCAACGGUUACGCCGUCAAUACGUAAAGUACCAAGCAGUACCCUGGCUAGUUACAUAGCCGGUAGUGCUGUGGUCAGCAGCGGCGGCCGUUAUGUUCAACGAAAAGCACCCUUAGUUGAUGAUAUAGAAGUUCAUCGUGAUAAGCCGAGUGUACUUAUAACCUCGCCUGGAUCACCCGAUUUUCAUGCCAACAACAGUAGUGGCGGUAGUAGUAGUGGCGGCGGCGGCGUACUUAAUCUAAGACAUAGUGCGAAUGUACGUUGCUACGAGACAGGCUCAACAACAUCGGCAGCAGCAGCAGCAGCUCAACAACGUUUGGGACCAAAACACUUGUCGAGUGCCGCCAGCACUAGCAGCAAUCAAUCGGUCAGUAGUUGCAGCAGCGGUAGCAGUAGUCACACAUCCCACACAGCACCACCGCAUCGACCACCGACAGCACCACCUACGUCAGCAUCAUCGAUUCAAGGCGGAGCAGCAACUACGACGGCGGGCCAUCAUCAUCACCAUCAUUGCCAUCAAAUACCACCACCGUCAUCGCAUUCGCCGUAUACAUAUGGCUCAGGUUUGGGACCACACAACCAACCACAUCAACAACAGCAACAACUCCUCCUUUUACAACAACAGCAGCAGCAGCAGACGUUACCACACCAUCUGCAACAGCAGCAGCUGCCGCCGCAUCACGCCUCACUGGCAGGAGCUAUGGUUGGACCCAUACCCGCACACAUUGAAGGUGAACUCCAGAUGAAAUUGGGCUACGAUCAAACGUCAUUACAGUUGAUUGUAACGAUUGUUUGUGCUAGCGGUUUGACGUUGCGUCAAACUGGUGCAGCCAGAAAUCCUUAUGCAAAAGUGUUCCUUUUACCCGAUCGUGGUACAAAAUCCAAAAGACGCACGAAAACAUUAGCCAGUACCUGUGAACCGCGUUGGGGUCAAACAUUUAUUUACAGUGGUUUGAGGCGUUGCGAUUUAGCCGGCAGAUAUUUAGAGGUCACUCUAUGGGAUUACGUGCGUUACGGUGCUAAUGACUUUAUUGGCGAAGUGGUUAUUGAUUUGGCCCAUCAUUCAUUGGAUGAUGAAGCGGAUUGGUAUAAAUUACAACCACACCAGGAUACCUCAUAUCUCUUACGCAGUUAUGAUUCAUCCCGUGAUGUGGACAUAGUGAUAUUGACACCCAGUGAUCAUUUGUCACCACCCAGUACAACAUCGCGUCACAGCGAUUCGGAUACAAUGUCUGAAAUAGAUUUACAGUCACAGCGAGAUGGUGCCAGCAUUUCAUCGAUGGGUAGUUCAGCAAGUACACCACCACCUGAGCUUGAUCUGCAAGAACGUCGUUCUAGACGUGAUAUGUCACCGCAAGGUCGCAAAAGAGUGGCCGGCAUGGUAGCUCGUGAUUAUCGUACCGUUUCGGGAAUUGGACAAAGUUAUCACAAUCAGGCCCCCGGUGCUCCCAGUGGCUAUUUUCGUCGUAAUGGUGCCCCAACGACCGGUCCUGGUGGCAUGAGUCUUAGCCAGCGUAGCCAUUCGGCGGCACCCGGUGAUGUCUAUCACAGCGGUUAUUAUCGCAGUACAAGUCCACGUCGUGGUUCCCUGUCACCACCAGAAUAUCGGGGACACGAUAUAGGUAGUAUACCACCAUAUAGUGGUGUCACAUCAUCAUCGAUUGUUGCGCCGUACGAUAGUGGUGUCGUUGGCUCGGCAUCACAGCAACAACGCUUCCAAUCGCGCUCGGCGACUGCCACACCAACGGGUUCACCGAAAAAGAGACAACUGCCAAAGGUCCCCCAAACAUCACGCAGCGCCAUGAUACGUGAUCGUUUGGGUCAAGAAUUUGACGAACGUUUAUCUUCGGGUAACGGUCGUUUUGGUCGACAUCGCACACGUCAACCGCAUCAUCAACCACUAUAUCGUAGUACUGGUGGUGGUGGCUGGGAGCGACACUAUACGGGGCUCUCGGACAGUGAUCUACACUCAAUGGAGACGCGAAUGCGACCACGACAUUCGCUAUCGCCCGACAAAGAUUAUAUGGGCGAUUUUGGUGAUUCGGAUAUUGAGUCAUUGGUUAGUGUGACCUCGAGUUCGUUUUCAACACAAUCGGAAAGGUUAAGAGGGUCACGUGGACUCAGCUUACCACGAAAUUGGCGCUCUUAUUUUGGACCGAACAGCAUGACAGCUGUCGGUCAGCCAAUGCGUUUAGGUGGCGGCGACGACGGCGGCGGCAGGGGUGGCUUCUUUGAACGCUUUCGCUCGAACACCAUCGAAGUCGAUGACUGUGACUAUUUGCCAAUGGGUGCGGCGUUUCACACACCACCACAUGUCCAGACGACAACGCAACAGAUGCAGCUGCUCGAACAGCUGGAGCACCUACAACGUCUUGCCGAAUUGGCGGCCAGUGAAUCACCACCGAAUACGGCAAACGCAGCGGCGGCCGCACAGCCCAUGCCGCGGCAACGGCUGGACUAACACCAGCACAACCACCACAACUAUCAUGGUGACCGACGCAUGCAGACACAACAACAACUCAACACAUUUAAUCCGUACCCACCUCCUCCACCAACACAAGCCAAUUUCACGCAUUUCCCUUACAAUUUCCCGAAAGACACAACUCAACACAUUUAUCACCCGACUGUUGCGGCUGCCGGCAGUGGCGGUAGCGCGACUACAUUGCGUGGUCUUAAGCGUCUGACAUCGCCCGUUGUCAACUUUUUUCGCCAACAACCGGCUCGCUAUGGCCUAACAGCUGAUUCGGCCGCAGCCCAUGUUCAUGCCCACACCGUCUCUUCGUCGCCCUCCUCCUAUGUCGGCUAUAUACGCGAUCAUUAUGACAACACCUGCAGUCACUGCCAGAACGGCAGCCAGCCGGUGGUGCUGUCGACGAAUGCGGCCCUGGCCUCGUCGGGCCUCACCAUUGGGGCCUGUCCCGAUCCCUAUUGUCUGAUCGAUGCCCACCCCCAUCCCCAGCAUAAUCCCAUCACCUAUCCUUAUACGGCUGAGCAGCUGUUGCGCAGGCCAUCGCUUUCGAUGUUUCAACCGUCAUCCUCGGAGCCUUCACUGCCCACCACCGAUCCGGCAAUGUGCGGUGAAUGUGUGGAUCAGCAUUUCGUUAGUGGAUUGACGGCGCCACAGUUAGACCUGGGCGCCGUGCCCACCUACCAUGUCCAUACCCCGACCCCAACAGCGCACAAAAAGGCCAAAUCCUCCCUGGCCCCUCCCCCUCAACUGCCCACGCAGUCCGUGUUGCGUUUGUCGCGCCAACUUAGCGAGGAUGCCCUGGUGUCGGCCGUCCCCAUUGCUGAGGGUCGUGCCCAGCCGCCUUCCAUUCUCAAGAAACCGAAAAUCGGUAUACCGACAGGUCGCACCUCUCUUGAUCGCCGAAAAAUGUUCCACGAAGGUCAGUCGCGUUCUUUAGACUACGACGACUUGCACGCCAAGAGCUGGGGCUGGCGACGCAUUCGCUACGAAGAUCAGGUCUAUCCCGCCCAAUUCGACGAGGACCUUUCGCGCCGCUACGGUUCCGAGACCAAUAUACGCCAAUCGUACAUGGGGGCCAAUGUCAAUCCAUCGAACCCGUUGAGCCACUCGCACUUCGGCCAAGCACGUACUGGAACCAA
Molecule: messenger RNA, 5215 nt
Organism: Musca vetustissima
Lineage: Eukaryota; Metazoa; Arthropoda; Insecta; Diptera; Muscidae
Biological process (GO): calcium ion-regulated exocytosis of neurotransmitter; regulation of membrane potential; positive regulation of synaptic transmission
Cellular component (GO): presynaptic membrane; cytoskeleton of presynaptic active zone
Molecular function (GO): transmembrane transporter binding; small GTPase binding
Source: RefSeq, a predicted model, not a curated record